GCCUUUGUUCCUGAGUGUGAGGCCAUUUUUCUGGCUGACUUGAUCAAACAUAGCCAAAGUCACUCUUUUAGGUUAGGGUACUGCUGUCGGCAGUCUUUUUGGCCAGUUUGCCUCCAAUUCCUGCUUAAAUAUGCACGGCGACCCUUUGCAGAAUUGUGCGUUUAUUUGUGUAAAAUGUGAACUCAAUGUUCACAAACUAAGGGAACUUUGGUUUUUCUCUCUAAACCUAAAGGUAUGCAUUCUUGGAUAAAGUUUGUUUUUUUCUGGCUCUGCUCAUAUGAAAUUGUAUUAAUUAAUUGUACUCAAUUAAGCAAUAACACUUAAGUUAACAUUGUGGUAAGAUAACGUUCUUGUAAGGCAUGUUGGGGGUUGUGAAAUGUUCUUUGUUUUUUGUGUUGUCUUGCAUGAAAUCGGGCCAGCCAUACAUAAACCCCUCCCACAAACUGUAAAAAUAACCGAAGCUUGUCGUCUGAACUUAUAUGUUUACACUUAAACCUUUCUGUUUUGGUCUACUCCGUUACAAGUUUGGAUGAAUCUGGUGGGUUUCCCCAGACAAUUGUGCAUUUAAAGGAAGUGAAUUAUGUUUGGAUGGACUUCCCUGUGGAUGUCCUGGGCUCCAUGAGCCAAGAAGAUCUGCAGAGCUCUGCUGAGCUUUACAUGUCAGAUCUUCUCUACAGUAACCCAGACCGACCAGAGCAUUUCACACUGCCCAACUCCAAACAGAUUCCCCUCAGCGUAUCCACUGCGGGGUUUGUCCCACUCUACGGAGAGGACCUCAGUCAGAAGGUGCUGGCUCUCUUCGCUCCCGAGGACCAGUCCACAGCUGUAGCGCUGUACCUGGUGGAUCGGUGGUGGUCGGUGGAGGACAUCCUCAAAACUUCAGACCCUUCCAGAGAGGGUCUGCAGAAGGUGAACACACUCGGAGAGAGGAUAGUGCUGUAUGUUCUCAACCGCAUAGUGUACAGAGCCAAGGAAAUGGGAAAACAUGAAGUACCUUUUCUUUGUCACUGUGAAAAUGAUUUUGCCAAAGUCCUCUGGAAAGAUGGUGAGGCUAUCGGAUUUUACUCAAUCAAACCUGAAGGCAGCUUGUGUAACAGCUUCUUGACCCAGUGCUAUCAGCUUCCUGUCAUGGAUUCCCUGUUUGUCAGGAAGGCACACCGUGGUCAUAGAUAUGGCCUUCGCAUUCUGGAAGACUUUGUGGAUUGUUUCAAAGAGGAAGCCCUCGGUCUGAAGUACCCUCUCAGCCCAGCCAUGUACAGAGUGUGUGAACAGUAUCUGACAGCUUACCCAGCAGACACGGAGCUGCUUUGGGAGGUUCAGAGCGUAGGAGGCCCCUUUCAGAGGUCUCAAAUAGCCAACAAGAUCAAAACGACGACUUACAGAGCGGAGGAUUCAUCGUCAUCUUUGCUUCGAGAAUCGAUGGAGACUGAAGUUGUCACAAUGGAAGAAACCAUUCAGGGAACUGUGACAACAUCUAUUGAGAGCACGGAAGAAGUGGUGAUUAUUAAUAAGCGUAUCAAAGCAACAGAAGGCAUCGAAGGCACGCCUGUCUCAACUCGCACAAGGAGCGGGGAAUUCAGGCGCAAGAGACUAAGAAAGGAAACUGCAGGAGUUUCUGAAGAAUGCCUACCAGAGAAAAUCCACAGGGUGGAAGAAACCAAAGCUGUGGUGGAAGCUCCUGCUGCGGAGCUGGUAGCCGACGAAUCGGUAGAAGAGAAGGAAGAGAAAGGAGGCCUCAGUGAUGAGGUGGCGGACGAGACUGUGGCCCCACAGGAAGAGGACCGAAAGGAGGAAGAGGAAGCCAUGGAAGCUGGGCCUGUACAAAAUAUAGAGCCAGAGCCCAUGGACUGCAAUGUGAUUACCGAUGAAGAGCAAGAGGAGGGAGCGGCCAACCAGGAAUUGGGGGAGCCAGCGGCUUUACAGCGGAAGGGUAUUCAUAUGGAGGACAUUGAGAUGGACACUGAGGUACAGGAUACUGUACAUACAGUUCCUAAAGAAGUGGCUAAAGACUCUGCAGAGCAGGAGGUCUCUCCAGAAGUGGAGUGCCCCCCUGUAGAAGCUGCGCUGCCAUUGGAGGAUGCUCACUCGGACGAGUCUGCAGUAGUUCCUUCAAAUGUAACGGCAGAGGAAGAGGAAGACAAUGACGAAGAACCAAGCCCUGAAAUGGAGCAGACAGAAACUCAAGACAAAUCCAGCCCACUGAGAGACGAUGGGCAAGAAGAAGCAGCUGAGGAAGAGACAGAAGAGACCGAGACCUCCAAGGACUUCUGCGAUAAUGCUGUUCUGCUAGUUGAUCUAAAGGAGGUCUCCUAUCAACUAUCUGAGAAAGGUGGCAAUGAUCAAAUAGUAGAGGUUGAGAAGAAGAUACAAAAGGAUUGUAGUGAACAUAGAGUAGAGACAAUACUGGAGCAGAAUGAAUUGGAGAAAAAAGUGCAAGAUAAGGAGGAAGAUGAGGAUGUGACUGCAGAUGAAUCUCCUCUCGUGGACGAGACAGGAAAAGAAUCAGUUGAGGAGCUAGAGAAAGAAGAUGAAAUGGUAGAGGAGGGUGGGACGGGUCAUAAUAAAAAUAUGGAGGAGGAAGAAGGUGGAGAAACAACAGAAAAAGACCAAGCUCCAGUAGUAGAAAGUAGAGUUUUGAGAAACAAAACAAAAACACCUGUCAAAAAAACAACUGUACGUAGAUCCAAACGACUGAGCAAACGACAACAGAAGGAAGAAGAAGAAAAGGUAGAAGAAGACCGGGAGGAUGAGGAUGAAGAGAUGGAGGAGGAAGAGGGAGAAACAACAGAAAAAGGCAAGUCUCCAGUGGCGGAAAGUAGAGUUUUGAGAAACAGAACAAAAACACCUGCAAAAAAAAAAACUGUGCGUAAAUCUAAACGACUUAGUAAACGACAACAGAAAGAAGAGGAAGAAGAUGAAAAGGUAGAUGACCAUGAGGAUGAAGAGACAGAUGAGGACGAGGAGGGUGGAGAAACAACACAAAAAGGCCAAUCUCUAGUAGUGGAAAGUAGAGUUUUGAGAAACAGAACAAUAACACCUGUCAAAAAAACAACUGUGCGUAAAUCCAAACGACUUAGUGAACCACAACAGAUGGAGGACAAGACAGAAGAACAGACAGUAGUGGAGCCACCGGAGCCUUGUGCAGAAAUGAUAGUUCUGAGAAACAAGACAGUAAUGAUCAAAAAAACAUCUAUUCGUAGAUCCAGACACCUGAAGGAGGAUGAGAACAACCAAGCAGCAGCAGGGGAGGAAGAGGAGGAUGUGGAGGAGGGCAGGGUUGAUGAGCAGAGAGAGGAAACUGUAGUGAUGGAGGAGGGAGGAGCAAAAGCAGAUGGGAAUAAAGAGAUUGAGGGAGAGGAAAGGGACGAAGAAAACAAUUCUGGGGAAAAACAUGAGGUAGAGGAAGAAAAUGUGGUAGUGGAUGAGGCAAAGAUGGAGGAUGAGGCUGAAAAGGUGGAGGAAAAGAAAAAUGUGGAAGAUAAGGAGGAUGAGGUUCAAACAUUAACAGAGGAGGAGGAAAAUGUGGUAGUAGAUGAGGAAAAGAUGGAGGAUGAGGCUGAAAAGAUGGUGGAAGAGGAAAAUGUGGAAGAUAAGGAGGAUGAGGUUCAAACAUUAACAGAGGAGGAGGAAAAGGUGGUAGAAGAAGAAAAGAUGAUGGAUGAGGGUGAAAAGGCGGUGGUAGAGGAGAAUGUGGAAGACAAGGAGGAUGAGGUUCAAACAUUAACAAAGAAGGAGGGAAAUGUGGUAGAAGAGGAAAUGAUGGUGGAUGAGGGUGAAAAGUUAAGAGAGGAGGAGGAGGAAGAAAUAGAGGAUGAGGGUGACAAGCUGGUAGAAGAAGAAAAUAUGGCGGAUGAGGCUGAAAAGGUGGUGGAAGAGGAAAAUGUGGAAGAUAAGGAGGAUGAGGUUCAAACAUUAACAGAGGAGGAGGAAAAGGUGGUAGAAGAAGAAAAGAUGAUGGAUGAGGGUGAAAAGGCGGUGGUAGAGGAGAAUGUGGAGGAUAAGGAAGAUGAGGUUCAAACGUUAACAGAGGAGGAAGAAAAGGUGGUAGAAGAGGAAAAGAUGGAGGAUGAGGCUGAAAACAUGGUGGCAGAGGACAAUGUGGAGGAUAAAGAGGAUGAGGAGGGGGGGCAGGCAGAUGAGCAGGAGGAAGAGAUGGAGGAGAAAGAGGGAGAAACAACAGAAAAAGGUCAGUCUCCAGUGGCGAAAAGUAGAGUUUUGAGAAACAGAACAAUAACACCUGUCAAAAAAACAACUCCGCGUAGAUCCAAACGGCUUAGUAAACGACAACAGGAAGAAGAGGAAGAAGAUGAAAAGGUAGAUGACGAUGAGGAUGAAGAGAAACAUGAGGAAGAGAAGGGUGGAGAAACAACACAAAAAGGCCAGUCUCUAGUAGUGGAACGUAGAGUUCUGAGAAACAGAACAAUAACACCUGUCAAAAAAACAACUCCGCGUAGAUCCAAACGACUUAGCGGACAGAAGCACAAGACAGAAAAAGAACCAGAAGAGGAGCCAGAGGAAGAAGAGGAAGCGGUAGAGGAGGAUGGCAUGGAGGAUGAUGAAAAGUUGGAGGAGGAAGAGCAGAAGGGAAAAAUAGACAAGCCUCAGGCAGAAGGGAGAGUUCUGAGAAAGAGAGCAACUGUCAAAAAAACAUCUGUUCAUAAAUCCAAACGACUUAGCGAACGGCAGCUGAAAGGGGAUGAGACAAACCAAGCAGCAGCAGAGGAGGAAGAGGAGGCUGUGGAGGAUGACAGGGUUGAUGAGCAGAGGGAGGAAACUGUUGUGAUGGAGGAGGAAGGGGCAAAAGUAGAUGAGAAUAAAGAGAUUGGGAGAGAGGAAAGGGAAGAAGAAGCUGAACAAAAUGCUGGGGGAAAAAAUGAGGUAGAGGAAGAAAAUGUGGUAGUAGAUGAGGAAAGGAUGGAGGAUGAGGGUGAAAAGGUUGUGGAAGAGGAAAAUGUGGAGGGUAAGGAAGAUGAGGAGGGGGAAAAGGCAGAGAUGCUAGAUAAGAGCCUUGAUGAAGAAGAUGAGUCACAAGUGGUAAAAACAAGAGUUCUGAGGAGGAAGACGAAAGUAGUCACAAUAACACCAAAGCGCAAAUAUAAACGGCUCAGCAAGAAGGACAAGAGUGAACAAGAAUCAGCUGAGGAGGAAAAGGUGGAAGAGAAGGCGGUAGAAAACAGGGAGGAAGAGGAAAAGGUAGUGGAGGAGGAAGAAAAAAUAGUGGAGAAUGAGGGAGAAGGAGAAAAGCUGGAUGGAAAGGAGGGACAGAUGGAGGUGGAAGCAGUGGAAAUGGUGGAAGAGGAGGGGAAACAGAUGGAGGUGGUUACAGAGCAAAGGGUGAAAGAGGGUAAAGAGAUGGAGGAAGGUACAGAGGAAAGGGUGGAAGAUGAGGGAAAAAAGAUGGAGGAGGGUACAGAGGAAAUGGAGGAUGAGGAAAUGGUAGAAGAGAACAGGGAGGAUGACGACAAAAGGGCUGUUGUGGAAAAAGAGGGUGACAGUGCGGGAGAGGAAAAAGAGGCAGUGGUUCCUGAAGAAGGAGACAAAUUUGAAGAACAUGCUGGAGAGCCUGCAGAAAAGAGCUCAGCAGAACCAGAUGAGCCUUUAUUGGUGGAAGAUAAAAAUAUGGAAGAGGGCAUGACAGAAGGAAAGGGGGGAGAGCAAGAGGAAAAAGUGGAAGAAGAGAGAACACUGGAAAAGGAGGGGCAGGAAGAGGAAGGAAGCUCAGAAGAAAAAAAACAAACUACUAUAGACAAACAAGUAGACAUAGCAGAGGAGGGAGGGGAGAAAGUGAUUGAAGAAAAGGAGGGAGAGAAGGAAAGCAAUGUCACUCCUAGUGAAGAAGGAGAAUCAGCAGAAAAGAGCUCAGUGGUAGCAGAUGAGUCUUCAGUUGUUGAAAUUCGAGUUCUGAGAAGAAGAACCAAGACAGUCAUGGAAACCCCUAGACGUACAUCCAGGAGAGUCAGCAAACAACCACCAAAAGAGAAAACAACCAGCCAAUCAGUAGUGGAGCCAGAGGAGGAGACAGAGGAGUGGGAUAAAAACACAGAAGAGGACAGGGCAGAACAUAAAGAGGAGAAGACUACAAAGGAGAAGGCAGAGAAGAAUGCGGAACAAGAUGUGGACUUGAUGGAAGUAGAUGCUGUUGAAAAGGAUAAAGAUGAGGUGAAAACAACAAGAGUCCUUCGGAGGAUGACUAAAAUAAACAUUGUAACACCAAAACGCAAAUAUACACGCAGAAAACCACAAAAGGAGGACAAGAAGGACCAGGAAUCGGCUGAGGAAACAGAGGAAAAUGUGGAGGAGAAGGAGGCAGAGAAGGAGGAGGUGGGAAAUGUGGUGGAGGAGAAAAGCAUGGCUGAGCAAGAGGAGGGGGGAAAUGUGGAGGAUGAUGAGCAAAAUGUGUUGCAGGAGGUGAUGGAGGAUGUGGGAGAAACAACAAAGGCUGGGGAAGAAGAGGUCAUGAUAACGAAGGAGAAAGAAAUAUCUGAGGGAGAGGGGGAAAAGAUGGAGGUGGAGACAGUGGGUGAAAAGUUGGUAGAAGCAGAGGAAAAGGUGGUUGAGGAGGGAGAGAAGACAGAGGUAGUGGAGGAAACUGCGGCCACAGAAAAGGGAGAGCAGGAGGGGGAAGUGAUAGAAGAGGAGAAUGCCACAGCAGAGUCAGAAGAGGUUGUGGCCACAGAAAAGGGAGAGCAGGAGGGGAAAGUGAUAGAAGAGGAGAAUGCCACAGCAGAGUCAGAAGAGGUUGCGGCCACAGAAAAGGGAGAGCAGGAGGAGGCAAUAGAAGAGGAGAACGCCACAGCACAGUCAGUGGAGGCUGUGGCCACAGAAAAGGGAGAGCAGGAGGAGGAGGCGAUAGAAGAGAAAGCCUCAGCAGACUCAGCGGAGGCUGUGGAAGAUAACUGUAUGGAACGGGAGGAUACUGGAGAUGGGGGAGAGGCAGCUGAAUCUGUGGAGAAGGAAGAAGCUGGGGAUACCAAGGUCAUGGUGGGGGAAGAGAAGGAAGAAAGGGAUGAAGAGGCCGGAAUGGAGAGAGAUGUAGAAGUGGAGAUGGCCUCCUCUGCCGGAGAGGGCCACAAAGCUCUGCUGCUGCUCCCUAGCUCGGACGAGGCGGACGAGUCUCCCGUGUUGGAGAAGCGAGCUCAGAAGAGAAAAGCCAACGCAAGCACGGCAACGCCGAGGCGUAGAUCCGGGCGGCGCAGCAAGCGACGUCAGAAAGGCCGUGAGGAUGACCAAACGUCAGAGGAAGAGACGACCGAAGAGAGCGACGGGGAGGAAGAGAAGGAUGCGGGGUCCUCCGAGGAGGCCGUAUCGGUGACGCCUGUGAGAAAAAAAUGGCCGAAAAGGAAGAGAACAACAGUAACACCUGUGACAGUGGCACCGCGACGCAGAUCUAAGCGCCUCAGCCAAAAGUAAGCAUGUAGCAACUGGAAGUCAGGAAUUU
Molecule: messenger RNA, 7438 nt
Organism: Anguilla rostrata (American eel)
Lineage: Eukaryota; Metazoa; Chordata; Actinopteri; Anguilliformes; Anguillidae
Product: trichohyalin-like
Exons: 14
Coding region: 589-7410 (2273 amino acids)
Source: RefSeq, a predicted model, not a curated record